AUGCGUUCCAACUCAGGAGUUGAAUUUGAGAGCCAGCCCGACGGCACUGGGUUCAAGGAUGAUGGAGAACGAAAGCAAGAGACCAAUAUUGAAAAGUCUGAGAGCGUCAUUGAAGGCGUCACAGAGGAGCAGGAUCAGUUCAAACCUCUUCCUGGAGUGAAGCCCUGCGAUGGAAGAAGAAUCUUGACCGUGCGUGCCGUCGCGACAGGUGUAUUCUUGGGUUCGGUCAUCAACUGCUCAAAUCUUUAUCUUGGUCUGAUGACCGGAUUUGGCGCUGAUGCCACUUUAUUUGCGUCCAUUUUCGGCUACGCUAUUUGCAAAGCUCUGGAAAAGUCAAAGAUCCCCUUCUUGAGUGGUGAUUUCGGGCCUCAUGAGAACAACAUCAUUCAAGCCGCCGCCCUGGGAUGCAUCAGCAUCGGCUUCAUGUUCAUGAGCGGUGUCCCUGCCAUGUACCAACUACAUCUCCUGGGGCCGACCCCUCAGUCGGACUUUGGAAGAAUGAUUUGCUUCGCCCUUGUUGCAGGAUUCUGGGGACUUGGGUUCACCGUGCCGCUGCGCAACUUAUUCAUCCUCCGCCUCGCACGUCAACUCAGCCUGUACUUCCCGCUUGGAACGGCGUCUGCGAUCACGAUUCAGACGCUGCAUUCGAUCGAAGGCAGCACAGGACAGGCACGACAACACGUCAAGGCCAUCAGCAUCUCGUUUAUCUUCUCUCUGAUUUGGUCUGUGGCAACAUCAUACGCUCCCGGCAUCCUUUACACCUGGAAUCCCUUAUGGUGGAUUUUCAAAUGGGGAGGACGGUCUGUGAUUUCUGCCAUCAGUUGGGGCUGUUUCUCGUGGUCGUGGUCACCUUCAAUGAUCGGGAUAGGCGCCCUCAUUGACUUGAACGCGGCACUAUCAUAUUUACUAGGAACGGUACUCGCCUGGGGAGUGGUGGGCCCGAUAAUUGUCGACAGAGGCGCCGCUGUUGGCAUACCCUAUGCACCUGACUAUCCCGAGCUUCUCACAUACAACGCUUUCAUCCUGACUCAGUUCAGCACCACGCCCUCCCCACGUUACUGGAUGCUUUGGCCCGCGACAUUCAUGAUGCUUGGCGUCUCUCUCACGACAAUUCUCCUCGAAGCAAAGAACUUUGCACGGAUGUCCAAGUACGUGACACUUGUCUCCGUCAUCUUUGCCCUUGUGGCUCUCAAAUACGUCUUCGGUAUCCCGCCAGCACUGAACUUACUCAAUCUUGCUCUCGGCUUCAUGUGGUCUUUCGUCGUCAUUCAGGUUUAUGGCGCCUCGGGCACAACACCCAUCACAACUGUUGCGAAGGGCUCUCAAUUCAUCACAGGUGGCAUCCUGCGCCACGAGAUUCAGCAACGAGGCUAUGAAUCAGUAGCUCGGAUCAACCUCGCAGAAUGUGUCAUAAGCUCGGCGGCUGCUCAACAGGCAGGUGAGUUGUGUCAAGACUUCCGCACCGGCUUCUUGCUCGGCACUCCGGCACGUCCCCAGUGGCAUGCGCAGAUGAUUGGCAAUUUCGUCGCUGUGUUCCUGUCGCCAGCGAUCUUCCUCUUAUUUGCAAAGGCAUUCCCAUGCAUUCUCGAUGCCGAGGCAACGACCUGCCAGUUCACUCUUCCAGCGGUUACAUCCUGGCGCGUCGUCACUCAGGCAAUCUUCAUGGACACAUUUCCCAUAUCUCAGUCCAGUUGGAUCUUUUCUAUAUUGAUGACGCUUCUUGGGAUGGGGAGUGUUGCCCUGAAGCGAUACCUUGUCGGUCACAAGAACCUCAGCGCUUUUCAAGUUUGGGUUCCGAACAUGUCGCUGGUGGGUCUGGCGAUGACCAUUCCAGGGUCCUCAGUGACUUUGACGGUUACUAUCGGAGCUGUGGCUGCACAUCUGUGGAAGCGAUACUCCCCAAGAACUCAUGAGAGAUUUCUUUACGCUGUUGCGGCAGGUGGAGUGGCCGGCGAGGGCGUUGGAAAGCCUCAGCUUGGAACUCAGUGA
Colletotrichum aenigma is the source of this 1989-nucleotide messenger RNA. RefSeq names its product Metal-nicotianamine transporter YSL1 (gene YSL1). Gene Ontology annotation, cellular component: fungal-type vacuole membrane. The coding region runs from base 1 to 1989 and encodes 662 amino acids. The record is from RefSeq and is a predicted model, not a curated record. Gene Ontology annotation, molecular function: oligopeptide transmembrane transporter activity. NCBI's taxonomy places the organism in Eukaryota, Fungi, Ascomycota, Sordariomycetes, Glomerellales, Glomerellaceae. The transcript is spliced from 5 exons.